AUGGAUAUCCGCUCCUUUUUCGGUGGCAUUAAGAAGGCCGCUCCUGCAGCUCCGGAGGAGCCGGAAAGACCGUCUGAGCGUGCCUUUACUGGCGAGCUUAAGACCACCAUCCGCCGGUCUAUAGACGAAUCGGCCGUGUCCCAUGGAGUUAAACAGGGCGAUACGAAUUCAGUAGUCGCCAGUGUUAAACGCGAGGGCGAUGAAGACGACGAAGUUGCCAUCGGCGGUAGGCGUAAGCGGUUGAAGAGGCUGGUCGACUCUGACGACGACUCGGAUGGGCUUCUCGACCAGCCAGGCGUCACCGCUGCACAGCCACAGAAAGAAAGCGGUGCUACUGUGCGUACAUAUCUGAAGGAUGAGCAAGGGGGAGCCGCAUUUUCUCCCGCUGAGGGUAUAGGCAAGACAAGCGACGUGCAGCUGGACAUUGACUGCUACACAACGAGCGGUAAAAACUUGGUUAACCUGUCAGAGAAGGUGACAAAGGCAAGAAAGCCUAGCAUCGACUUGGACAGCUAUCUUUGUUCCGUCGGCGUAGGUGAUCCAGCGGGAAAAGCGUCUCCCAUAUCUAUGUUUACCUCUCCCGUCAGAAGUGAACGGGCGAAGCAAUCACCUAAGCGUGAAUUGAGUAAAACUGCGGAUGUUAAAUCAGAAAUAACGACUCAAACUGCUCUUACCAAGCCCGUACCUGAGAAAGUGGAGCGCACGCUGUCUGCCAGUCACGGUGCUGCCGACCUCUUCGGCGACGAUGAAGUGCUUCCAUCGUCGGCCAAUUCAUCCGCAGCAACUUCUCCGGUACGAAGUGGCAAGAGGAAUGCUACUCUAGAUGCACGAAUUCCUGAGGGUGAGGUGGACGGUAUGCGGUUCGUUUUCACCGGGGUCUUGGAAGCCAUCGAUCGUGAUUCAGUCCUGCAACUCGUGCGCAAGCUUGGAGGCAUUCCCGUCACUGGUGUUAGCGGUAAAACUAACUAUUUGGUGUGCGGUGAAAAGCUUGAGGACGGCCGCCACUAUAAAACGGGUACCAAAUACAAGAAGGCCGUUGAACUCAACAAGCAACAACGCGCGGAUAUACGCAUAUUGAAUGAAGCUCAAUUUUUGGAAUUGAUUGACUAUGACAAAGUGUGCAACAGCAUGGCCGAAUCAAUGAAAUCUGAAGCCACUAAGCAGAACAUGCCCUCCGCUCCCCUAACGAAAGCGGGAGCUGAGUCCGGACACAAGCUUCCGUUCUGUGAGAAGUACCGCCCAUCACGCCUCAGCGACUUGGCUGGCAACGAGAAUAACAUUCGCAAGGUAGUUGAGUGGCUGCAGUCAUGGUCGCCUGGUUCUGGGCCCGCCUGCGCAUUACUGUCGGGCCCGCCGGGCGUUGGCAAGACCACCACCGCGAAAUUGGUGGCUGCAGAAUGCGGCUACGAAUGCGUCGAGUUUAAUGCGUCUGACCUGCGCAACAAAUCCGCCGUCGAAAAGAUAUCUAUGCUUGCUACAGGAGGCCAAUCGUUUUCCUUCACUGGGCAGUGCGAGAUGAAGCGCACGCUCGUGCUGCUAGACGAGGUUGAUGGUAUGGGCGCUGGCGACCGUGGUGGCCUGCAGGCAGUCGCAGCCCUGUUACCGCGUUCGCGUUGCCCCAUGAUUUGCAUUUGCAACGACCGUCACAACCAAAAAAUGACCACCCUGGGCAACAAGAGUUUGGACGUUCGUUUUUCGUCUCCCACGCUCGCACAGUUCCGCAACCGUAUGAAACUCAUUUGCGAUGCUGAAGGAGUUACAGUCCCAGCAGAUACUGUCGCUCAGUUGUACGAGCAGGGUGGUGGCGACUUCCGGCACGCUUUGAACGCCAUCGAAUUUAACACGCUACACGAGGCCGGCGGGAGCCAGCGGUCGUCGAAUGUUGGCGAUGCCAAAGACAUCGGCCAUACCAAAAACCUGUUCGACGCUGCUGGGCGCCUGUUCAACGUCCGUGCUACGGAAUUCGAAACUAGGGUGCGCGAUAUGGAGCAGUACUUCUUCAUCGACUACAACAUGAUGCCGCUUAUGAUACAGGAGAACUACUUGAAGUAUCUCCCCCCUCACCGAGGCUCCCUCCCUAUCCUCCAGAAAUUGUCGCGCACGUUCGUUGAAGCGGACAUUGUGGAGGAAUUCCUGAAACGCGUGAUGUUGUCUAGCGUUUUACCAGCGAUGGCCAUAGUGUCAUCUGGUGGCACAUGCCGUGAGCGUCUGAUGUUCCCGCAGUUUUUGGGCCGCUUCUCCACCACGACCAAGAAUAGGAAUUUCUUGAGCGAGAUCGGGAAGCAUUUGGGCCCGCGUUCUCUCGUGCGUUCCCACCCCCUUGUGACGGAAGGAUAUCUGAACAUAAUUUACACCAGGAUCAUGAAAGAGCUAGCUACGGGUGACAUUGACGCAACCGCCGCUCUGAUCGAGUCUUACGGUCUCAACCGCGAUCUGGUGGUGGAUGCGCUGUGCUCCCUGAGAUUGAAGUCGCAGGAAAACCUAUACGAAAAGGUCGAAACCCGUAAGAAAACAGCGUUGACCAAGCGCCUCAACGAGCUAAGCGUAAAGGUGGCACCCAUGAAACGCAAGAAGGAGACGGUCGAUCGCAUUGUCGACGAGGAUGAGGCGGAGCCCCCCGUAGAGUCGGAUGCCGAAUCCUCCGCAAGCGAAGGCAAACUUGUCAAAAAGAAUCAGAAGCCCGCGAAGAAGCGUGCUACUGCCAAAGCCGCCCCUCGCGGCAAGAAGUGA
Babesia bigemina is the source of this 2730-nucleotide messenger RNA. RefSeq names its product Replication factor C subunit 1. NCBI's taxonomy places the organism in Eukaryota, Apicomplexa, Aconoidasida, Piroplasmida, Babesiidae. The record is from RefSeq and is a predicted model, not a curated record. The coding region runs from base 1 to 2730 and encodes 909 amino acids. Gene Ontology annotation, molecular function: DNA clamp loader activity; DNA binding; ATP binding. Gene Ontology annotation, biological process: DNA repair; DNA replication. Gene Ontology annotation, cellular component: DNA replication factor C complex; nucleus. The transcript is spliced from 3 exons.